UGGUUCAUUGUAAAUGUUCAGUCUCGUUAUGAUACAGAGCUGUCUUGUGGUCUGCAAGGCAGAGUUAUUUCAGAGAGCCUAUAUAAAGAAGGAGAUGUGAUAAUUGGUGGUCUGUUUCCAGUUCAUAAUGAGGCACCAGUACCUGACCAUGCUUUUACUCAAAUACAGAAUGGAUCUCGCUGUCAGAGUGUUGACCUUCGUUCAUACCGCUGGCUCAAAACUAUGCUUUUCACAGUGGAGGAGAUUAAUCGAGACCCCUUUCUGCUUCCGAACAUUAUUUUGGGGUACCUGGUAGCUGAUACGUGCCUAGCUGAGAGCACAACACUGAGUGCUGCUUUAGCAACAAUAACAGGGCAGGAGGAGACAGUGUCAGGCACAGAGUGUAAUGUGGCACCAAGGGUACCUGUCAUUGUUGGCGAUGCACGUUCCUCAGCCUCAAUAGGGGUGGCUGACACGCUGGGAGUAUUUGAUAUUCCCAUGGUGAGUUAUUUUGCAUCCUGUGCUUGUCUCAGUGACAAUCACAGAUUUCAUACUUUCCUACGCACUGUACCCAGUGAUGCCUUCCAGGCCAAGGCCAUGGCCCGUCUGCUUCACCUGCUAGACUGGACAUGGGUGGGGGUGGUCGCAGGAGAUGAUGAAUACGGUAAAAGUGGUGUGCAACUGCUCUUGAAAGAACUGGAACAUACAGGGGUUUGUGUGGACUACCUUGAAUUUAUUCCAAAAUCCCACUCACAGAGAAGAAUCAGACGGACUGUAGAGACAAUCCAGAGUUCCACAGCUCAUGUUGUGGUGACAUUCGCCAUUGCCCCUGAUAUAGAAGUUUUGUUCAAGGAAGUGGUGGUGCAGAAUGUGACCAAUAGGCAAUGGAUAGCCACAGAGGCCUGGAGUACCUCUGUUCAGUUCUUUGACCCAGCAAGCAUUCCUCUCUUAGCUGGUACAAUUGGAUUUGCCCUGCACAGAGCUGAUAUUCAGGGUCUUGGUGCUUAUCUUUCACAACUGAACCCUGCAAAACAGUCAAAUGAACCAUUCAUAAAAGAUGUAUGGGAAGAGAUUUUUGGGUGCUCUUUGGCACAGGAUUGGCAGCCUUCAUUUAAAAGGCCAAAGUGCACAGGGUCAGAGAACGUGGAAAUUCAUGGCGGCAUCUACACAGAUGUUUCACAGUUGAGAGUCACUUACAAUGUGUAUAAGGCUGUGUAUGCCAUUGCCCAUGCUAUUCACAACAUGAUUGCCUGCCAGCCUGGAAGAGGCCCAUUUGAAAAUGGACAAUGUGCUGAUAUGACCCAAAUAAAGCCUAGACAGCUUCUCCACUACCUAAAUGCAGUAAACUUUACAACACCAGUGGGUGAGCUGGUUUAUUUUGAAGAUAAUGGUGAGCCAUCUGCCUCUUAUGACAUUAUGAACUGGCAUGUAGAUGAAAGUGGAGCAGUGAAUUUUGUCCAGGUGGGACAGUUUAAUGCAGCCAAAGGACCAGGCCAGGAGCUGAACAUAAACCUUAGGAAAGUGGUUUGGGGAGGGGGCUGGGCUGACCAAGUUCCUGUGUCUGUGUGCAGUGUGAGCUGCCUUCCAGGCACAAGAAAGUCUGUACAAAAAGGAAAAGCCAUCUGCUGUUUUGACUGCCUCCCUUGUGCAGGAGGGGAAAUCAGUAACUUGACAGACUCUACAAAUUGUAUAAGAUGUCCAGAGACGUUCUGGUCAAAUGUUGAAAGAACAAAGUGUGUCCCAAAGAUUGUGGACUUUCUGUCCUUACAAGAUACCAUGGGGAUUGUACUGACAGUCUUAUCUGUCACUGGGGCUACACUGACUACAACUGUUCUGGCAACUUUUUUCCAUCAUCGUGACACACCUCUUGUGCGAGCUAACAACUCAGAGCUGAGCUUCAUGUUGUUGGUGUCGCUGACUCUCUGUUUCCUUUGUGCUCUAGUUUUUAUUGGCCGGCCUGCAACAUGGAACUGCAUGUUACGUCACACUUUGUUCGGAGUGAGUUUUGUUAUCUGCAUUGCCUGCAUCCUCAGUAAGACUGUGGUGGUGCUGGUAGCUUUUCGAGCCACUCUGCCUGGAUCUAACUUGAUGCACUAUUUUGGACCAAUCCAGCAAAGGGUAGGCAUACUCCUUUGCACAAUGGUUCAGGUUGUCAUAUGCUUGCUGUGGCUGCUGCUGGCUCCCCCUCUGCCCAAAGAGAGUGCAGGAGGGGAGUUUGGUGCUCGGAUGAUCCUGCAGUGCACAGUGGGAUCCGUUGUAGGGUUUGUACUAGUGUUAGGAUACAUUGGUUUGUUGGCAGUGGUCUGCUUUCUACUUGCUUUUUUUGCUAGAAAGCUUCCAGACAGUUUUAAUGAAGCUAAAUUCAUUACAUUCAGCAUGCUGAUUUUUUGUACUGUGUGGAUAGUGUUUGUGCCAGCAUAUGUCAGUUCACCAGGAAAGUACACUGUGGCUGUGGAAAUUUUUGCCAUUUUGGCUUCCAGCUAUGGUCUGCUUCUUUGUAUAUUCACCCCAAAAUGUUACAUUAUUCUGCUUAAACCUGAGAAAAAUACAAAAAAGAACAUGAUGGCCAAAUAA
Molecule: messenger RNA, 2553 nt
Organism: Danio aesculapii
Lineage: Eukaryota; Metazoa; Chordata; Actinopteri; Cypriniformes; Danionidae
Product: extracellular calcium-sensing receptor-like
Exons: 7
Coding region: 223-2553 (776 amino acids)
Biological process (GO): G protein-coupled receptor signaling pathway
Cellular component (GO): membrane
Molecular function (GO): G protein-coupled receptor activity
Source: RefSeq, a predicted model, not a curated record